Molecule: messenger RNA, 2110 nt
Organism: Ictalurus punctatus (channel catfish)
Lineage: Eukaryota; Metazoa; Chordata; Actinopteri; Siluriformes; Ictaluridae
Gene: pde9aa
Product: phosphodiesterase 9aa
Exons: 20
Coding region: 191-1795 (534 amino acids)
Biological process (GO): cGMP catabolic process
Molecular function (GO): 3',5'-cyclic-GMP phosphodiesterase activity
Source: RefSeq, a predicted model, not a curated record
GUGUGUGUGUGUGUGUGUGUGUGACAGAGAGAUGGGUUGAGAGCUCGAUGUCUCAGCGAUACUCACUGCUGCUGCUCAUUUCUUUUUUUUCCAGGCUGGAGUUCGGGCUUGGAUAGACACAGACAGACAGAGAGAGAGAGAGAGAGAGAGAGAGAGAGAGUGAGAGAGAGAGAGAGAGAGAGAGAGAGAGAUGGGCUCCGCGUCCUCCGCUUACAGGAUCAUCUACCUGGACGUGGACGGCAGGAUUCAGAAGGUGGUUUUCAGCCGGUUCUGUAGUCCCUGUGAUAUCAAGGACCUCUUUUGCACAGCCAUGGGGUUGCCCAGGAAUACAUCCCUUUCCCUCCUGGACUCAACUGGAGCUAUGGUCUCCAUCGACCCCACCAUGCCAAGCAACUUGGAGAGGUCGCCAUACAAGGUGGUUCCCCUCACUGGAGGGCAGCUGGCUGAUAAAGAAGAACUUUUUCAGAAUGUACUGACUCAGGUAGCGGAGCAGUUCUCCAGGGCUUUUAAGAUAAAUGAGCUGAAGUCUGAAGUGACGAACCGCUUGGCCAUGUUGGAGAAAAGAGUGGAAUUGGAAGGGAUGAAGGUGGUGGAGAUUGAGAAAUGUCGCAGUGACAUUAAGAAGCUGAGGGAGGAGAUGGCCUCCAGGAACAACAGUAGUUUCCUGGAUGACAACAAGAAGCUGACUCCUCGCAGAGAUGUGCCUUCUUACCCAAAGUACAUGCUCUCGCAGCAGACCAUAGAUGCCCUCAGAAAACCCGCCUUCGAUGUCUGGCUGUGGGAAUCCAAUGAGUAUCACCUGUCCAAAGAGACGAUAGACGCUUUGAGACAGCCCAUCUUCGAUGUGUGGCAGUGGGAACCUAAUGAGAUGCUCAGUUGUCUUGAGCACAUGUAUCAUGAUCUGGGUUUGGUCACAGACUUCAACAUCAACCCUAUUACGCUGAAGAGAUGGCUGCUCUGCAUUCAUGACAACUACAGGAACAACCCAUUCCACAACUUCCGCCACUGUUUCUGCGUCACACAGAUGAUGUACAGCAUGAUCUACCUCUGCAACCUACAGGAAAAGUUCACACAGGUGGAUAUUCUGAUCCUCAUGACUGCAGCUGUGUGUCAUGAUCUAGAUCAUCCUGGAUACAACAACACGUAUCAGAUAAAUGCACGGACAGAGCUGGCGGUGAGGUAUAAUGAUAUUUCUCCUCUGGAGAACCACCACUGUGCCGUAGCCUUUCAGAUCUUCUCUCAGCCAGACUGUAACAUCUUCUCCAACUUCGAUGCUGAAGCCUUUAAACAGAUCCGUCAGGGCACCAUCACUCUGAUACUAGCUACAGACAUGGCUCGGCAUGGCGAGAUCCUCGACUCCUUCAAACAGAAGGUGGAGACCUUCGACUUCACCAAUGAGGAGCAUGUCACCUGUUUGAAGAUGGUGCUGAUUAAGUGCUGUGACAUCUCCAACGAGGUUCGGCCGAUGGAGGUGGCCGAGCCGUGGGUGGACUGUUUGCUUGAGGAGUACUUCAUGCAGAGUGACAGGGAGAAGGUGGAAGGCUUACCCGUCGCCCCCUUCAUGGACAGAGAAAAGGUCACUAAGCCCACGGCUCAGAUCGGCUUCAUUAAGUUCGUCCUCAUUCCCAUGUUCGAGACAGUGAUGAAGCUGUUUCCUCAGAUCGAGGAGGUGAUGGUUCAGCCACUCAGAGAAUCACGAGACAGAUAUGAAGAACUCAAACAGAUUGACGAUGCCAUGAAUGAGGUCCAGAAAAAGAAGAGUGAGAACCUCACCAUGGGAGGGAAAAAGAAAUGAGUCGGGAUAAUCCGCUGAAUCUGAAUCCGGAUCCUGUAAGUUGGAAAGCUGAUGAAUGUAGAGUGACAUGUUGGAAAUCUUCCCAGACAAUCCAAAGCCUCUUUCAGGGAAUGUGAAUUGUAAUCAGCGCACACACAAGACACCUGACAUUAUUCCAUAGCUAUUAUUCUCUAUUUGCCUUGUUUUUAUUUGGUUUUAUAUAUAUAUAUAUAUAUAUAUAUAUAUAUAUAUAUAUAUAUAUAUAUAAGAUAUAUUAUUCGGGUUGUACAGAUUUUUAGUCACUUUUGUCCUUUAUUACAAAAAUAAAAAGUUUUA